This is a messenger RNA of Porites evermanni, 7860 nucleotides long. Lineage: Eukaryota; Metazoa; Cnidaria; Anthozoa; Scleractinia; Poritidae. The record is from the annotation of a GenBank genome assembly.
AUGUUGCAAAAUAUGAGCAAGCUUUCAACAGUGUUCAUGUACUACGUUGGAUCUGUUACACUGCUUCUCGCGUUUUCCAUCUUUCGCCUAUUGAAACUUUUUCCGUUUGCGCAGCCCAUUGUCUGUGAACUGUUUAACAAGAUGGCGACGAUUAAACUGCGUCGUGAAGACUUCGCGCACACGCUUUUCACUCGACCCAUGUUCGAGUCAAUGCGUUCUUCGAUCUUACUGGAGCUUCAGAAAAGGGCGCAAGUAGGAAACCUGGCCCCAGACUCUCUCGUGCUUUCCGUCGAUGGCAAGUCGAGCUAUCAACUGUUAGACUUUUGCAAGGGAAACCGUCCACUGGUGAUCAACUUUUGCAGCUGGACCUGUCCAAUUUUUCGAGCAAGAGUGGGAGAAUAUCUCAGCAUUGUGCGAGAGUUUAGUGACGUGGCUGAUUUUCUGACGGUGUACAUUGAGGAGGCUCAUCCAAGCGAUGCAUGGGCAUUUGAGGUAAGAAAACUGAAGGCAAAAAACAGUCCGGACUGUAAAGUGAUUUUAGGGUAAAUAUCAAACCAACCUGUGGAUCAAACCCUUUGAGUCUUUCACAGCUUUCAAGUGCAAGUUGUUCAACAGCUAUUCUAUAGAUUUUGUUGAUUUGAUUUAUUUGCUCUUAAAACAAAAGUGAUUUGGCAAUCUGAAAUUUUCAAAUAUGUAGCAACCCUGAAAACCGACAAAUGAGCAAAUGAACGUUAUCCAAACAUCACCUUUCUUUAACAGGGGUGUUACUUGCAUAUAUAAUGAAUCCGAGUGUUAACCGAAAGUUGUUUGAAAUUCACAGCUACGAAUUUACUACACAACUGAGAUUUAUUUCACCGUAAGUUGAUGAUAUGUUUUCAAAAAUCAAACAUCUGCUUUCUUUUUGUACAAGAAAAAUGCACGCAAUGCUGGUAAAAAAUUCAGUUCAAGUCAGUUUACACGUAGAACCUCGAGAAGUAGAUCUCGACUUUUAGUUUUCCCACAGCGACAAAGAACUCAGUUGAAAGCACUUCAUGGACUUUUGUUUUUAUUUUUUACUAUCAUCUCUUACGAGAUAAAUACUCGUUUCAAAUUGCAAUUGUAAAAGUUUUUUCUGAAAGGAAAGGGCGGUGUUGAUACAUCAAGUUGUACCUAGAAACUAGAAUGAGUUACAUGGCUAUGUACUUAGUUUGCUCACUUCUCCUUGCAGAACAACGUCAGCAUUAAAACACACCGAACUUUGGAGGAAAGAUGUAAGGCGGCACAGAUGAUGAUUGACUCCACUGUAUUUCAAUGCCCUGUUGUGGUGGACAACAUGCAAGACACGGCAAACAAGGCGUAUGCUGGCAUACCUAUCAGAUUGUAUAUCUUAAAAGGGCGGAAAGUGGAAUACGCUGGCGGCAUCGGACCUACGUUUUACCGUCUGGACGAAGUGACAGAAUGGUUGCAGCGGAACAAAAUGGCUUUGCUUCGAAAUAACAGGCAUAGAGCUUAAUUCCAUAACGCUAUGUCACUUCCGUGGGAAAAAAAAAAACAGACAACUAGUGAUUGUCUUGUACAAUCACUAGGCGGUGUUUUCUGUUUAGUUGUAGAGGGUAGAGGACAACUUUACGCAAAAAGUGAACACUUUUAAGACUGUAAAUAAUUCUUAUUUGUUAGGUUUCAUAUUUUACAAGUCAGACCAUAAGUAGUAUUUAUAUUGCUUGUGGCGGUCGUAUACUCGCGGCUUGAAGUGGGUACAGAAGAACUUUGAGUGACCACUCGAACGAUACUUAUACUAAGUAGCCUAGUUUUUAGAAGAAAUAUCUUCUCUAAUCAGUCUUAUUUCUUUUCUAUAAACUUUCCAAUCUUCUUUUCUCAAUACCAUAGAAAAGUAAUGGUUAGACAAGUAAGACUAAUAAGGAAUUUUCGUAUAAAUUCCCAACAAAAAGCGACCGAAUCACAGGCAUUCCAAUCGCGUAUAUGCAACUGCCAAAAAUGGAGGUGCAGAUUUUGAAGUCGAUUAAGUAGAACAAAACAAGCAUCAAUGAAAAUACCCUAUAGAUCCGUAUUAAGGUAAAAUCAAGAACAUAUUUUAAUCGUUUUUGCAUAUAAUUUGAAAAUUUCAGGGAAAUAUACCUCACAUUGAGGUUUCUGUUAUGUUGUUUGAAAGAUCAAACGUGGGAGUCAUCAUGAUCAAGUUGCCGGUAUCAACUGUUUCAAUGUAAGGACAUCACGUCCAUAACCUCAAGGGCAUUCAAUUAAUUUGUUGCAAACAAUGGCCAAAUAAAAAUGAAACAAUUGUUAGGUGUUUGUUCUAGCACACGAUAUUAGCCAUUCGGAUAAUCUAAUAAUAUUUCUCAAUUUGGAUUUCACGAAAGUUCCAAUGAAUGCGCCUUUUUGUAUUAUAUUGUAAAACUUUACUUUCGUCAUUUUACAUUUAUUUGUGUAACUUAGUUACAAAGUAGGUUCUAAUGUAUAGAAAUCAGGAUUGUAAAAUAGGUUCAUAAUAGAAGUAGAUUAGCUACGUUUAGAAAUCUAACUUGAAAUAAAUUUGGAUAAACGCUCAGUCAAGAAAUUGGUCUUUUUUUUCUUAAGGUGGUCGAUAAACGACUAUUCGGUUUGAUUUCUGAGGCAGAUGGCACCAUACACAUUCUCAUCAUUUCUAAAUAAACCGGGUUAAUUAUUGGCCCCUGGGCUAAUGUAAAUGAUACCGUUAUAGACACUGACAUCAACCAUUUUACACGAAAAGAAUGGCUUCGGGACAAUAUUAAUAGGAAAAGUGGCUCAGAAAAGUUCUGUCGUGACUGUUGAAAAAUCUUAAUGGACAUUUAUUUUAAGUGUUCUGUUUUAAAACUUAUAAACAUCGAGCCAGUUAUGACGUGAAUUCACUCACAUACGUCACUCAAUAGUCUAGUAAGAGCAAAGGAAUUCAUCCUCUAGAAAAUUGGUAACUUUCAAAAACUCGGGUUUUUUUCACGCAAAGCUCUGUUUGCUGUUUGUUUGAGGUUUUCCCCUAUAAUGUCUGAGAUAACGCGUGACUCGGACUAGGGCUGUGUGUAGGGCUAAGUAAACAAAAGAGAUGGGCUAAAGAAAGAUUAGCAAUCUCAACUCAUCUAAGCAUGUCCUGGCCUUGUACUUAAGUAGUCAAAGUGAACUAAGAUACUUGAGCUUAAGAGAGUUUAUGUACACCCCCGGCACGUGAGACUUGACCGUGAUAAUGGCUCUCCAAUUCUGAGAAGAGUCAAUCAAGAAACACUUUCAACGUGACUAUGUUAGACUGACAACUAAGGAGCAGUAUCAAAACCUUUUUUCAGUAAAAAAAAGAAACAUAAACAAUUAAAUUAGAUCAAAAUUCUUCAAAUUUUACAAGUUGAAUGAAGAGGAGAAAGAAUGCGAAGUCCUUUUUGUGCCCUGUCUGUCGAUUUGGCUCAUAAUGAAUCAUUUCUACGUACUUUAAAUGACAAUCGCGUGAUGUUCUAUGUUUUUCGUUGCGUCUAUGCUAGGUAUUGAAAUUCCCACCACUUAUCCAGGAACGGAAAUUUUCCUGAGUGCAAAGUUGAUAGUGUUCACAUUUUUACGCUACCUCGGCUGUAAGAACUGACAAAGGGUUAAGCCUCCUCGAUAAAGUGUUUGUUUGUCUUGAUCACAAAAAUAUCAAUUUGUAAAUGCGUCAAUAACAACUGAACCAAAAAAAAAAAAAAGAAAAAAGGAACGUUGCUCUCAGUUUGAAUUUGUCAGGAACUUUAAAAAGACUGAAGCAAAACAGGUUAUUUUGUUUUCAUCAUCUUUUGCUGUGUCAUGUCAACCUCGCGUGAUGAACUGUGCUGGAAGCACGACAAACGGUAGAAGUCACGCGAACUUUCAAUGUCUAAACUCCUCGGGCAAACCUUGUUUUGAAUUUGCAAUCACUAGAGCAAAAGGUUAUUGUUACACAGCAUAUUUUUUGCACUCUCUGCAUUGCUAGAAAGUUUCUGUUUUUUAAAAUAUUCUAUCAAUUUCAUACAUUCAUUGAAAAAGAUGACAGAGAAACUGCAUUAGCAAAAAAAGCGACCAUCGAAUACCUCUUACUUUAAAGGUCGCACUUAAAAAAUUUUAUCCACAAGGUCAACUACCGAAACAUGAUAAAUUCUGAGAGAAAAGCCAGUGGGUGGAAAUGGUUUUUAAACAUUGAGUUGUAAAUGGACAGGAUUUUCUUCACUUAUUUAACUCUAAAUUUUUAUCCUAGCAAUGAAUACUCGAAGGUCGAUAGGCCAUAACAUAUACUUUGCGUUUCCCUGUGAUUAGGGUCACCCCAACCGGACCGGCACUAAGUUACCACUCAUAUUUUGAACAACAACACUUCAGACGAUCUUAGAAUAACAUCUGUGAGCGCACGCUAUGGAUGUCUUCACGUUUUACCACGUAUUGCUAUAAUCAGUUGCACGCAAGUCGUCUAGUGCUCGGCUUUUCGGUACUUAACGUUAAUCGCAAGGGCAAUCACUGACUAUUGUGAGGAAUUUAAAAAACCAAAUGGUUCUAUUUAGUAAUUAGUGAUAAUUUAGUAAUGUCGUAUUGGUCUAAUUCAAAACGUGCGUACAGUCACAUUUAUUGAGCAGUGAGCUUUCUUUCAAAUGCGUCCUUUUUGCGAAGGAGAGUUUUCCGGCUGACUUUUCAAGUAGUUUCUGUGCUGUAGCAUUUUCUGCCUUUAAAGAGAAGGACAAGCACAUUAAAUUUCUUUGUUUUGAAGACCAAACUAAUAGUAUUGAAGCUUACAUAUAAAUUGGUCAUAUGCACCUUGCAUCUAACCGCGCGCGUUUUUCUCUUCACCUUGCCGAUUUUAAGGGGAGGGGGAGGGGGGGGGGGAAGGAGGUGUUGGGUUCAAAGUAGGCAGAAUAUCAGCUCACCGACGAUUUAAGAAUAUGUAGGAAUAUUGGAAUUAAUGCAAAAUGUAUAACUUUUACACACUUAACCGAAGGAAUUAAAUUCUUUUUCGAUUAAGUUUCUCAAGUUUUCCGGCUUUAGCAGACUUAUAAGCGGGCCACAUACGGUGCAGGGAAAAGUAAAAAUACAUUUUGAAGGUGAACUUAAUUAACUUAGAAUAUGUCCUCUUUUAAUUAAAUGUUUAUUUGUACCUUUAACCUAAUCCUAAAAGACAGUUGUAAGACUAUUUACACAACUUAGAAGAGCAAAAGUAAGUAUGACUUAAUAUUUGUACUGAAGAAUUGUAGAGAUGAAAAUGAUGUUUUGAAAAGUCUUGCAAAAACCAAACCGCUAAAUGCAUUAUUUCCACUGCCAGAUUAAGGUGUUCAAAGAGGUGGUCGCUCUUCAAAACUAGUGACAGGAACUCAAAUGGACAUAGAGAGUGAGAAAAUAGGAUAGCAGUGCUUGACUUCAAGGAAAGAGGCUUAAAAACGUUAGACAGCUAUUCCGUGAUGCGUCAAGUUUCCAGAAAAAACGGAGGUCACUUUCGGAAACAAAAAACACAGAAGGAAAUAAGACCAUCGAUAAGUCAUAUGCUCUCACGCACGCAGAGAAAACACAAAAGUGAAUUGUUCACAAAUUUCACCCAACCUUGCUUUGUGACUUUAAGGGCAGCAUGUAAAUAAAAAAAGCCUAAUAACAAGAAAAAAUGGAUUCGUGCGCACCCUCGGACCCAUAUUUUCUCAACACCUGUAUUCGGGAAACAGUUUUGACAAAUCACGCGAGAGUUCAUGUGAAAGGUCAGGCAUUUGGAAAGUGUUUUGAAGAGAGUACAGGAAUUAUUGAAAUUCCUUUUUUGCGCAGCGAUAUAAAUCCGCACAGAGCCGAGUCUAGCACAGAUGGCGAAGUAGUGCAUCGGUAGCAGCCAUAGAUACGAUUGCAGAGAACAAGAUGCGAAUUCACGCCGCGAUGUUGCGACAGAUGACAGCCAUGCUGUCUUAUUGCGCGGGAACGGUAUUGCUGCUUUUCGCGUUUUUGUGCCUCCGUGUUCUACGCCUUCUUCCUUGGGGCAAAUCGACCUGGGCCAAACUUUGGAAAAUAGCAACGACAAUCGACCUACCUAUGGCAGACUACUGGAAUUCACUGUUCACAUGGCACAUGUUUCAAUCUGUGCGUGCUGCAAUUUUGUGCGAACUGCAAAAAUCUGCGCGGUUGGGACAGCGCGCUCCGAAUCCCUCUGUAGUUACGUUAGACGGGACUUCACAUCCUCAUUUGCUGAACUUUUGCAGGGGAAACCGCCCACUAGUGCUAAAUUUUGGCAGUUGGUCAUGUCCUGUUUUUAGAGCGAGAACACAAGAGUUUCUCAGUAUUGUGCGCCAAUUCCGUGAUGUGGUUGACUUCCUCACUGUGUACAUAGAGGAGGCGCAUCCUUCUAAUGGAUGGGCGUUUGAGGUAAGCACAAAAAUCCCUCUUUAACUUUUUCCUUUCUCCAAGCGAAAGUAAAAGCUUUAACCGCGCAAAAGUGUUUGUAUAACUGACAAGUUUCAGUAAGACAAUUUAUAUCGCGAGAGAGGCGCUCGAAAAUUUUCUGCUCAUGCCUAUGUACCUAUCAAUACCUUCCUCAUAUGCAAGGAUAGAAAUUAACGCAAUCGUUUAUCUUUCUUUCUAGAACAAUGUUGUAAUUCCCGCUCAUGAAACAUUGGGACAAAGAUGUCAGGCAGCGCGACUCAUGUUGAGUUCAGUAAAAUUUGACUGUCCCGUUGUAGUGGACACAAUGGACGAUGAGGCAAGUAGGGCUUAUGGAGGCCUGCCGAUCCGAUUGUAUAUUAUAAAAAAUAAUAAAAUAGAACUCGCUGGUGGGAUGGGGCCAACGUUUUACGCCCCAAAAGAGGUGGAACAGUGGCUAAAGGAUUAUAGGGCAGAAAUUAUUAGAAGUGGCCGCCACAGGGCAUGAAGCUGAAGACAACUGGCGAAGUACCCUCUUGUGUGCUAACAAGAGCCUUAUCAGUUAACGACUUGGCUGCUGGCCCAUACAGAACGUCAAAGAAAGUUGUUGAAGGAGCACCAUAUUACAUUGUAAAACAUGCAGCUUAUAUUAAGCAAAGACCUCCUUCACUGAAGACAUGCAUCCGAUGUAUGUUAGCAAUGACUAUAACCAACGAUUUACUCCGGUUCAUACCUUCCGGCAAAGUAACAUAGAAACUCGAUUAGUAUGAAGUUACCAGAGCCGGAAAUUUUACACAACCAGAGAACAUAGUAAGCUAGCAAGAAAAUUUUUGUUCAUACAAAGCACCAGAGUAUUUCAAAAAUAUUUCUUUUGGCAUUUAAGGUUGGGUAAUAAUGUUUUUAAUUUCUAGCCAGAUUUUGCACUUUGAAAAACAAAGUGGUUAUUUUCCGUGUCUCUGUGUUUAGGCAAGGCGUUCGUAGCCCGGUUUGUUUGCUUAGCAGAUGAUCAAGCAAAGCGAGAGUUGUGGUCAGAUAUCUGUAGAAAUAACGUCUUAGCUAGUCGCGUCAACUUUAAUUCGCAGCUCAGAGAUGUAAAUACUAGUUGAUUAAAAAAUGUCUUUACACAUUUUUGUCUUCUUUUGGGAUCAAUGGUUAGCUGUUUGUAAUUAAGGAUUGAACUUAAGUAAAUAAGCGCGUGUCAGCCCUUUAUAGUUUGCUCACAUGUUAAAUCAUAUUUUUUGUAGAGUUCACACUUUUUAUGGCCAAAAAUUCAGAGAAAAUAUUCAAGGAUUCAGUUUCAGCAUGGCGCGAAAGUUAUUCUAAUGUUUUCUUAUGGGAAUCAGGAUUUCUGUUUGGAGAGUUUAUAAAAACGCCUUUAUUCGCACUGUUAGUUCUGGUAGAUCAAGUGAGUUUGCGUGCAUUGGCUAAAGGUACAUGUUGACUUUCCCGCCCCCUGUAGGCUAAGUCAACGGGAAGUCGGACGACCGAAGUGUCUCAAAGCGUAUUGACUUGUUGUACCGCUUAUUAAAUCCCCGG